This is a messenger RNA of Diabrotica virgifera virgifera (western corn rootworm), 3087 nucleotides long. RefSeq names its product cleavage and polyadenylation specificity factor subunit 6. Gene Ontology annotation, cellular component: mRNA cleavage and polyadenylation specificity factor complex. The record is from RefSeq and is a predicted model, not a curated record. Gene Ontology annotation, biological process: mRNA alternative polyadenylation. NCBI's taxonomy places the organism in Eukaryota, Metazoa, Arthropoda, Insecta, Coleoptera, Chrysomelidae. Gene Ontology annotation, molecular function: mRNA binding. The transcript is spliced from 8 exons. The coding region runs from base 247 to 2280 and encodes 677 amino acids.
UGGCGCACUCUUGUGGCUGUGCAGCGCCAUUUUAGUAUUUAGCUCUGAAGAUUGAGUUUUUACUUCCGUGAAAAAUUUUUACGAGUUUUUAUUGUCAUCGUUAUAAUAUUUUCGACAACUGCAGUUCUGUAUAUAGUCGGUUUGAAAAUCUUAAAGAAAAUAAUGAGGGUAUGAAUUUAAACGUGCUCCAAUAUUAGCGCUUAGCGUGUAUUUGCCGGUGUAUUGUGUUCAACGUCACCAUCAACCAUGAUGCAAGCAAACAAUCGAGUCCCACCUAUAAAGUUGGAAAACGAUAUAGAUCUUUACGCCGAUGAUAUCGAGGAUUUCGCACAAGAUGACUUUGGUGGUGAAAAUGUUGAUCUAUAUGACGAUGUAAUAUCCGCUCCUCCUGGAAAUAAUGACAACCCAGGUGAUUCAAAUCAUCAUGCUCCUCCUGGUGCUGGUGAAGAUGGUGGAGGUAAUUUUGUUGGGUCAGGAGGAGCACCCAAUAAUAUAAAUUCUUCUGGAAGAAGACAUCAGCUGUAUGUUGGAAAUCUGACUUGGUGGACAACUGAUCAAGAUAUAGAAAAUGCAGUGCAUGAUAUAGGGGUAACCGACUUCCAUGAAGUUAAGUUUUUUGAACACAGAGCAAAUGGUCAAUCCAAGGGAUUCUGUGUCAUAUCUUUGGGAUCUGAGGGAAGCAUGAGACUCUGCCUGGAACUCCUAUCUAAAAAAGAGAUCAAUGGCCAAAAUCCCCUUGUUACCCUUCCCACAAAACAAGCUCUUAGUAACUUUGAAAGUCAGUCUAAAACACGCCCUUCUCCUACUAAUAAUUCUAACUCACGUCCUCCCCAUCCUAAUAAUAAUGUUCAUUCAGGUCCUAUGCAGAAUUAUGGAGGUAGAAUGCCUAUGAACCCUUCCAUGCGUCCCAUGCCCCCAGGUAUGCAAGGUGCUCCAAGAAUGCAGGGUCCACCUGGAUUUAAUGGACCACCAAACAUGAAUCAGCAACCCCCCAGGUUCCAAGGUAAUCCACAAUGGAAUGGACCUAGACCUAAUGGUCCUGGGCCCAAUAUGGGAAUGAGACCCAUGGGGCCACCUCAUGGACAACAAGGGCCCCCAAGACCACCAAUGCAGGGACCACCGCAGCAAGGUCCUCCAAGAGGAAUGCCGCCACAAGGUCCACCGCAGAUGCGUCCAGAAUGGAAUCGACCACCAAUGCAACAAGGGUACCCUCAAGGCCCGCCGCAUAUGCAAGGACCUAACAUGGGUCCAAGAGGUCCACCCCAAAUGGGACCACCCGGGGCGCCUCAACAGCAAGGACCAGCUCCGCACGUAAAUCCAGCAUUCUUUCAACAAGGAGGAGGACCACCGCCCCCAAUGCAACACAUGCCUGGACCAGGGCCCGUCAUGCCUCCUCAAGGACCCCCGCAAGGUCCACCACACGGACCCGUUGGACCUCCACACGGCCCACCAUUGGGUCCAGCGAAUGUUCCGCCUCAUGGACCACCUCACGGAUAUGGUCCACCUGCAGCGAUGCCACAGCCGCCAUACGGUGGCCCACCUCCAGACCACCGCGCUGAGAUUCCUCAGUUAACAGAGCAAGAAUUUGAGGAUAUAAUGUCCCGGAAUAGAACAGUUUCCAGUUCGGCGAUUGGGCGGGCCGUAUCCGACGCCGCAGCUGGAGAAUUUGCAAGCGCCAUUGAGACUUUGGUUACUGCUAUUUCACUCAUCAAACAAUCCAAAGUGGCUAACGACGAUCGUUGCAAGAUCCUUAUAAGUUCGCUGCAAGAUACUUUGCGUGGUGUCGAAGACAAAAGCUACAGCUCCAGCCGCAGAGACCGGUCAAGAUCCAGGGACAGAUCACAUAGAAGAACUAGAAGAGAACGAUCCUCGUCACGGUACAGAGACAGAAGCAGAGAGAGGGAGCGUGAACGCGAUAGAGAUCGUGAUCGUGAACGUGACAGAUAUUAUGAUAGAUACAGCGAAAGAGAAAGAGACCGAGAUCGUUCAAGAAGCAGAGAAAGAACAGAAAGGGAUAGAGAACGAGAUUAUAGAGACCGGGAACCCGAAGAGACAGAUAAAGAAAAAUCUAAAGUAGAUAAAGAAAAAUCUAAAGUAUCCAGAGUCUCAAGAUCAAGAAACAAAUCUCCGGAACCUGUCGAACCUAGCAGCGAGGUACCGAAAUCAUCCCGCUAUUAUGAGGAUAGGUAUCGGGAACGAGAGAGAGAAGGUCGACGAGAGAGCGAUCGCGAAAGAGAAAGAGAUAGAAGAGGGGAAGACAGCCAUAGGUCUCGACACUAGCAUAUAGUUAGCGGUUCACAGAAACAACAACAAACAAGUUAUAGUUGGAGUUCAAACAAAGAUUAUCGUGUUUAAUUUAGAGAUAGGUUAUAAUAUGUGAUGUUACUUUACAUAAAUUUAAACAGGUUCCGAAUGUGUAAGUUAAAAGAGCAAAGGAAACAUUCACUAACUCAUAUUUUGCUACUUGUUUCAUUUUGCAAUGGAACUUCUGGCUAUCUUAAAUGUAUUCAUAAAAAGGAUAAAAAACAUUUACCUGUUUAUUGUUGUAUUAAGUAAAUCAUUGACUAUAAUAUUGCGAUAAAUGUUAGAUAUUUUACUUCAUGGGGUUAUACUUUUGAUGUAAAAGUUUCACAUAUUUAGCUUUAAGCAAACGUGACUUACUAUGAAUAUAAUAAAUUAUGUAAGAACAAAAUUAAGUAAUGAAUAUACCACAUAAUUCUUCAACUAAUGAGUUACUAUGUACAGUAUAUUCUUCUUACUAUUUCUUCAGUUUUCUCCUGGAGUAGCAAAACUUGUUUUUGUAAAAUGAAUUUAUUGUUUAGGCUGUGCUAUAUUAACACUGGGUCGUCUAUUAAUCUGUUAAAAAACAGUUUUUGAGAGAAUUCUGUUCUUUAUAAAAAAUUACAGGAGGGUGAUGAAAGGCUUUAUUGUUACAUGCAUGUUGGUAAAUCGGGAUGCUUCUAAAUGAUAAAUAACUUUAGGCAACUUGUUGUUUCUGUGAGCUGUAUUUUUUCACAUUUUUAUGUAAUCAUACAUAAGUAAAUCAUGUAACGUAUAGUUGAUAAGUACAAUAUAGAUGGAAAUCAA